AUGUCGCACCAACCGUUGACCGACGACCAAGUCGGUCAGGAGCUCCGCAAGAUGACGGCUUUCAUCAAGCAGGAGGCGAUGGAGAAGGCCCGCGAGAUCGAGAUCAAGGCCAACGAGGAGUUCGCAAUCGAAAAGUCCAAGCUCGUCCGCCAGGAGACGGACGCCAUCGACGGCCAGUACGAGAAGAAGUUCAAGCAGGCCCAGAUGUCCCAGCAGAUCACUCGCUCCACCGUUUCCAACAAGACGCGCCUCAAGGUCCUUGGCGCCCGCCAGGAGCUCCUCGACAAUAUCUUCGAGGAUGCCCGCAAGAAGCUGGCAUCCGCCACAAAGGACAAGGGCAAGUACCAGACCACCCUCAAAAACCUGAUUCUCGAGGGCCUCUAUGCCCUCGCCGAACCUGAGGUCGUCAUUCGCGCGCGGAAAGCCGACUUUGACGCCGUCAAGAAGGCCAUUGAGGACGCCGUCAAGGAAUACAAGAAGGAGGUUGGCAAGGACACGUCCGUCAAGGUCGACGAGUCCGACCCCCUGCCCGCGGAGAGCGCCGGAGGUGUAUUCAUCGUUGGCGGAAAGGGAAAGAUUGAAAUCAACAACACAUUCGAGGAACGCCUAGUCAUUCUCCAGGACACCGGUCUGCCGGCCGUCCGCGAGACUCUGUUUGGAAAGAACCCCAACCGCAGGUUCACCGACUAA
Messenger RNA from Colletotrichum spaethianum, 690 nucleotides. Its product is annotated as V-type proton ATPase subunit F. The transcript has 3 exons. Gene Ontology annotation, biological process: proton transmembrane transport. Gene Ontology annotation, cellular component: proton-transporting two-sector ATPase complex, catalytic domain. Lineage: Eukaryota; Fungi; Ascomycota; Sordariomycetes; Glomerellales; Glomerellaceae. The record is from RefSeq and is a predicted model, not a curated record. The coding region runs from base 1 to 690 and encodes 229 amino acids. Gene Ontology annotation, molecular function: proton-transporting ATPase activity, rotational mechanism.